Messenger RNA from Aspergillus ruber CBS 135680, 1545 nucleotides. RefSeq names its product sugar porter family MFS transporter. Gene Ontology annotation, molecular function: carbohydrate:proton symporter activity. Gene Ontology annotation, cellular component: membrane. NCBI's taxonomy places the organism in Eukaryota, Fungi, Ascomycota, Eurotiomycetes, Eurotiales, Aspergillaceae. Gene Ontology annotation, biological process: transmembrane transport; carbohydrate transport. The record is from RefSeq and is a predicted model, not a curated record. The transcript has a single exon. The coding region runs from base 1 to 1545 and encodes 514 amino acids.
AUGUUCGAGAAGUGUGGAGCACGCGGGCUCCAGAUGGCCCAAACCGGCCUCAUCGUUGCACCAUCCUUCAUUCUCUUCGGCUACAACCAGGCCGGUCUCGGCCCUUUAGCCAACCUGCAGAGCUGGGUCAGCAUAUUUCCAGACCUAGAUACUAUCAACACGUCCGGCGAGCUCGAAUCACGAAAUUCAACCUACAAGGGUACCGUUAUUGCUUCAUUUCAAGUUGGUGCUCUUAUUGGGGCACUUACGUGCACAUAUCUCGGUGACAGAUUGGGCCGUCGCUGGACCAUCUUCAUCGCGGCUAGCCUCAGCGUUAUCGGUCAGGUGUUGCAAACUGCAACAUACAGCCUUGUCCAAUUUGUCAUUGGCCGCAUUAUUCUUGGAAUGAGCAUUGGCCAAUUCAACGUUACGGUACCGGUCUGGCAAUCUGAGUGCUCGCCUGCCAGUAAGCGCGGUAAGCAUGUUGUGUUGGAUGGGUCAUUUAUAACUUUCGGCUAUACCCUAUGCAAUUGGAUCGACUUUGGUCUGAGCAAGGCCAAUGGAAAUAUUCAAUGGCGGGUUCCACUAGCAAUUUCCUUCCUCUGGUCACUGAUGAUUAUAUUUUUUGUCUUUGCUUUUCCGGAAUCCCCACGGUGGCUCAUCAUCGCCAACAGAGUUGAGGAGGCAAAGACAAGCUUGGCACAAUACAGAGGCCUUCCCGUGGAAGACGAAGCGAUAAGAACCGAGAUUGCAGGAAUUGAAGCAUCCCUUGAGCUGACAAGAGGAUCAGCAUCACUCAAGGAUAUCUUCUCCAGAAAGAGCGAAGGCCGCUUGUGGUACCAAUUCUGCCUGUGUAUUGCAGUGCAAUUCUUCCAACAAAUGUGCGGUGGAAAUCUAAUCUCAGUUUACGCAUCAAGCUUGUUCGAAGGUCUGAACCUGGGCAAAGAUCUCGGCACGGUUCUGUCCGCGUGUGCCCUGACGUGGAAAUUCCUCUGCAGCUUCGUCGCCUUUUUCACCAUCGACUCCCUCGGACGACGUGCCGUGUUUAUCUGCAGCAGUGUCGGCAUGUGUCUUUGCAUGGCGGCAAUGGCCAUCACCAAUAGCUUUGAAAACAGCUCAAAAGCCAACAUUGCCUCCGUCAUUUUCAUCUUCCUGUUCAACUCGUUCUAUCCGAUCGGUUUCUCAGGCGCCAAUUUCCUCUACUGUACCGAAGUAGCUCCGAUCCAGCUUCGCGCUGCCAUGUCAUCCAUUUCAACCGCGAAUCACUGGCUGUGGAACUUCAUCGUGGUGAUGAUUACUCCCGUGGCUCUUACGACAAUCGGAUACCAGUACUAUAUCAUGUAUACCGUCAUUUCAGCAUGCAUCCCGAUAUCUGUUUAUUUCUUUUUCCCGGAAACUAUGAAUCGCAAUCUCGAGGCGCUGAAUCAUGUGUUCCAGGACGCGCCGUCGGCAUGGCAGAUAGUAUCGAUGGCUAAGCGGUUACCGGAGGGUGAGAAUGUCGAGAUGGCUAUUCUUGAGAGUGAUGCUAAGAAGGAAGGAACGGUGGAGCAAAAGGAACAUGCUUGA